Talaromyces proteolyticus is the source of this 1668-nucleotide messenger RNA. RefSeq names its product amino acid permease. Bases 1 to 1668 code for a protein of 555 amino acids. Lineage: Eukaryota; Fungi; Ascomycota; Eurotiomycetes; Eurotiales; Trichocomaceae. Gene Ontology annotation, molecular function: amino acid transmembrane transporter activity. The transcript has 4 exons. Gene Ontology annotation, biological process: amino acid transmembrane transport. The record is from RefSeq and is a predicted model, not a curated record. Gene Ontology annotation, cellular component: membrane.
AUGUCGGCAACCAAAUAUCCCGAGAAGGGACCUCCAUCACCGUCUGUCGAUAUAAGGACAGACGAUGAAGUCGUGCAGGAAUCGUCCACAGAGAUGAUUUCCAGGUCACAUUCUCUGCAUAGGAAGCUACGAGGAAAGGAAGUCCAGCUCUUCGCCAUUGGUGGAGCAAUUGGCACAUCGCUCUAUGUGCAGAUGGGCUCUGCUCUACCAAAGGGCGGGCCUGCAGGGCUCUUCGUCGCCUUUCUCAUCUGGGGCGCUAUAAUGUGGGCAGUGAACGAGUGCUUCGCUGAGAUGGUUACCUUCCUUCCUGUCCCAUCGCCCUUCAUCCGUUUCGGCGGCGAGUGGGUAGAUGGUGCUCUCGGCUUCGCCAUGGCAUGGAAUUUCUUUCUCAACAUGGCCUUCCUCGUGCCCUUUGAGAUUGUAGCAAUGAACAUCAUGAUAACCUUCUGGACGGACAAGGUCCCUGUUGAGGCUAUCAUUGUUGCAAUGAUCGUCCUCUAUGCCAUCCUUAACAUAAUCACCGUACGCUACUUUGGCAUCUCCGAGUUCUAUCUGUCAAUCUUCAAAGUUGUAUUAAUGAUCGGGCUUUUCUUCUUCGUUUUCAUCACUAUGCUGGGUGGAAAUCCCCUUCAUGACCGUUAUGGAUUCCGUUAUUGGGACAACCCGGGAGCAUUUGUCGAACACCUCGUGCCGGGAGGAACAGGCAAAUUCCUGGGUGUCCUUUCAUGUGUGUAUCAAGCUAGUUUUUCUAUCUGUGGCCCCGAGUACAUUUCCAUGGUGGCUGCAGAGACCGAGAAUCCUCGCAAGAUCCUGCCUCCUGCAUUCCGAUCAUUCGUAUGGCGGAUCCUCGUCUUUUUUGUCGGGUCUGCCCUAUGCAUGGGAAUCGUUAUUCCGUACAACGAUCCUACCCUUCUCGGCAUUCUAGGAGGCGAUAUCUCAGGAUCAGGCACCGGUGCAGCAUCUCCAUAUGUCAUUGCAAUGCAACGACUUCAAAUCUCCGGAUUACCUCACCUUGUCAACGCUCUUAUUAUGACAUCGAUAUUCAGUGCCGGCAAUGGCUUAUUAUUUGCUGCGACUCGCACCUUGCACGGCAUGUCCCUCCAAGGUCAGGCGCCGCGUUUCUUCUCGUGGUGCACUAACAACGGCGUUCCUCUCUGGGCUCUCCUUGCCUCCCUGUCAUUCUGCCUUUUGGCCUUCCUCCAAGUCAACAGCUCCUCGGCAGUAGUCAUGACCUACCUCGUCGAUCUUGUCACCUGCUGUCAGCUAAUCAACUACGGUUUCACAGCCCUGACGUAUAGACACUUCUUUUCUGCACUGAAGAAGCAGGGAAUUUCCAGAGACACUCUCCCUUACAAAGGACGGUUUCAACCAUACACCUGCUACAUCGCCAUGGGAGGAACAAGCUUCAUGCUCUUAGCCGGAGGGUAUGAUUUGUUUCUUGCAGGGGGUUGGGAUGUUAUGUGGUUCUUCCUGGACUACGGCAUGAUUGCAUUCUUUAUACUGGCUUUCGCUUUCUGGAAGUUGUGUUUCAGAAGCAAGUACAUCCAGCCCGGAACGGCAAAUUUAACUCUUGGUGGAUUGAAGGAAGAUAUUGACAAUUACGAAGCUAUCUUAAUACCACGCGAGCCUGGAAAGAUAGAUAAGGUGCUAAACUUCAUCUUCGAAUAA